Molecule: messenger RNA, 633 nt
Organism: Rhodamnia argentea
Lineage: Eukaryota; Viridiplantae; Streptophyta; Magnoliopsida; Myrtales; Myrtaceae
Product: salutaridinol 7-O-acetyltransferase-like
Exons: 2
Coding region: 1-633 (210 amino acids)
Source: RefSeq, a predicted model, not a curated record
AUGGCCGACGACCGUUGCCAAAACCGGGGAGAGGGCCACGACCGUCUCUUAGAUCCGGGCGUGGGGCUACAUGACACUUGGCCUCUUGGGAGUGAUCAAGAGGACGUACAUAGAGUGUUCUUGCGUCAUAGGAUUUCAGGAGAAGGCUAUGGCCCGAUGCCAUCCCCCUCUUUGAAAAUCGAAUUGAAGGUCAAGGUCGUCGCCACAAAAACCAUCAGACCGCCGUCUCCCACACCAGACCACCUGAAGAAUUUGAAGCUCUCCGUCUCCGAUCAGCUCCCUCCCAUCCUCUACACUUCGAACACGAGCGCUUCGUCUCCCCACCGGUCGCGUCGUCUCAAGGCGUCGCUGUCCGGAGUGCUCGCUCGAUUCUACCCUCUCGCUGGGAGGAUUAGGGACAACCUCUACAUGGAUGGCGAUGGCAGGGGCGGCGGCACCGAGUUCGUCCAAGCCGAAGUCAACUGCCCUCUCUCCCACGUCCUCGAGCACCCCCGCCAAGACUUGCUUCACAAGCUCCUUCCCAUCGACACCGAGUCCCCAGAGGUCUCCACCGGACGCCUCUUGCUCGUCCAGGCCAAUACCUUUGGCUGCGGCCACCUCGCCAUCGGGGUCUGCUCAUCCGAAGGGUUUUGA